Amyelois transitella is the source of this 3421-nucleotide messenger RNA. RefSeq names its product E3 ubiquitin-protein ligase Mdm2. The transcript has 5 exons. Bases 370 to 1254 code for a protein of 294 amino acids. NCBI's taxonomy places the organism in Eukaryota, Metazoa, Arthropoda, Insecta, Lepidoptera, Pyralidae. The record is from RefSeq and is a predicted model, not a curated record.
AUGUCGCUCGCUCGGUUGUCGGUCUCGUUCUAUGACGUCACUUUUUUUGUCAUGGCCCGCUCUGGUGCCAUUUAUAUAUUGUAAAUUGUACUUGAUUUAGGUUUUGUCUUACUUUUAGUUUGUUUCUUGUUUUUGGUGUAAAAUAGUUUGGUUUAUUUAGAUUAUUUCUUAUUAAAAAGAUAAAUCCAAUGCUAACGUAAAGCAACAAGUCAAACAACAUAGUCGUUGAUUAGCAUGUUAGUGACGCUGAAAAGAUACUUGUUCUAAAAAUACCAAUCAAGUGAUUACUUUUUUUUUUAACUAAUUACGCCUGUCUGCCCACCUUAUAUUCAAGUGUUUAUUCGGCACAAGAAACACAAUAUUUUAAUUAUGAACUCCACUGCGAUUGCUACAUCAGCAGCAGAUUUCAGAAGGUGCUCUACGGAAACAAUUUUGAGCAUACAAGGAAGGGAAACAGAUUUUGUGGCAGACACCACUGACACCGAGAGUCUGGACAGCGACAGGGACUUGGAGUACGAGCCGGCUAGCGAAACCGAUGAUGAUGAGCAGGUGUUUACUGCCACGUCGGGCGAUGAUAGCGAGGAGGAAAUAAUAAAAACGAAAGUGAUCACUGUGACAAUGGGCGACAGUGGCGAAGUGGAGUUCGCCGACUCGGAGCAUACGGACGCUAAUGACACCGACAGCGAGAUCGACAUGCUGGGCUUCGAGCGGUGCGCGCUCUGCCACUCCACCGAGCUGGACAGCUUCUACAGAUACUGCGACAAGUGUUUCAAGGUACGUAAAAACUUGUUCCCGCCUCGACCGAAGCGGAAGAAGAAGCGAAAAGUGUCUAAAGACACCGGCGACUUAUUGCGUUGCCUAUCGCAAGACUCUGGGUUCGAAUCCCACAGUCAGAAGACUGAUAACGGGGAAGGGUUCUCGGCCGAUCCUCAUAAAUUAGCGUGCCGGAAACGACGCACAGACUCCAUCGACUCUAUAUUAUCCGAACCGGAAACUAAACGUAGAAAAUCCACCGUUGUCCAACCCCUCAUAAAAACCAUGAGCGAACCACCCACAGAAAUGUCCAAAAUUUCAGGAAAAGAUAACCUUUGUAUCACGUGUUGUGUGGAACCCAAGUCGGGCGUUUUCGCGCACGGGAAAAUAGCGCAUAUCUGCUGUUGCUAUAGGUGCGCUGUCAAAAUUUGGACUACGUCAAAGAGGUGUCCCAUUUGCAAUUGCAAAGUCAAUAACGUCUUGAGGGCAGUCGUCAUGUAAUAGUGACUUCAACAAUUUCUGUAAGCAAUAAAUCCUCAAAAAUCAAUGUAAAUAAUUCCAACAGCGAACUGUAAGUUUUAAUAUGAUUUUUGUGCAAUAAAUUUUUCGAAUGAUGAUUUGUAGAUGAUAGGUAUUUAUUGUCGACGAUUUUGUUGAAAUGCCUCUCGGAGCUAGGUUCUCAGGUUUAUAAUUAUUCCAUCUAAAAUGAUCUCCCGGAGGAUAGAUAGGAUAGUUUGAGGAUUUUACCAGAACCAUACAAACGUAUUCUUCAGUUUUCACAACAGAUUUUUAAGUUAGAAUACGCAGUUGUAAUUAAAAAAGUUAUAGGGUUUAUUUCCAUUAAAGCGGCCUUUGUAGAGCUGAGCUGAAAUAUACAUAGUUACCGCUUUAAUAGAAACAGUGGAACACCCUAAGUCAAUGGAAAUAAAUUUCGCCAGUUAUAAAAAAAUGUAAAAUUAAUUCUAUAUUUUAUUUUAUGCUUAGUGAAAACUGGAAUACGUUUAGGCAUACUGUUUCUGGUAUUUAUACUAUUACAAUUCGUAAAAUGGUCCACCGUAGCCAUAAUCAUAAUUUUCUGUUCUAAAAAUAUUAUUUUUAUGACUGCCAUUUAACAUUUGCGUGUACAUUUCUGCAGGAUCGCGGGAACUUAUAUUUUUUUUAAUGAAAUACAAGCAACAGCAGAUUUCAAAUAAAAAAAAAAUAUCUUUCGUGCAGAUAUUUAUUGUUAUUGCGGUUUUUUUCCUAGCUUUUGUUUAAAAUAUGUUUUUUCUUUUUAUUUAUUUAAAAUACAUUUUUUCUCUUUAUAUUUGCGUUGAAAUCUUUACCGUUUAAUAGAAUCUACGUUAUAACGAGCACUAACGAUAUUCGCCAUGGUUUACGCUUUCUUUACCUUCACUUAAUUUGUUUAAAUUUCCCAAAGUUAAAAGUUUAAAUGUCCAAAAUAAUUAUUACUCUUAAUCUAUGUUAAAAUUUUCAAUUAAAACUGUUAUAAAAUUGUUAAAACGAUCAUUGAAAAAAAAUAUUUAGGACUUUAUAACAAAAAUGUUAAAUUAUUUUUAGUCUUUCUAAAUUAGUUUUUGUAAAUCUGUACACCUAAUUCUCCCACCGGCAGGAAAUGCUUAAAAAGUCCUUAUAUUUUUCUUAUAAUUUUAAAAGUAUAUUUUCCAAUCUUGAAAAAAAAAUUACAAUAUUAUUAUUAGGUUAAAGUAGUCUAAAAUACCUUAGUUAGCAAUGUUCUUCCUAUUGUUAUGUCACUUGUAAUAAAAACCAACAUUUUUUAGUUUUAGGGCAUCAGUGUGUAUUAUAUGUAUGCUAUGUUAGUUUUCACAGAGUUAAUAUAUUGAAAUAUAGUGUAGGUAAUAACGUUGACAAAAAUAAUUUCUAAUUAAUGAUAGCAUUAAAAUAAUAAGAAAAAUAAUGCUUUUUUUUCUAUAUGCUUUUUGCUACAACUACUGAAUAGUAAAUAAAAGUAAUAUUUUUUUUAAUAUCAUAAUUUGUUUUGAUUUUGAGAUACAUUAAAGACAAAGUGUAAUGAAUACUUUUAAAAGUGUCAAUGUAAAAAUUAUUUAAAAUAAUAUUAAGGUAGAGGCUGAUCUGAAAUAUCUGCCCACCUAAUAAAUAGUCUAUAGAAUUAGUAAUUAAAAGAAGAAUUAUAAAAAGAAUCAUUUAUUUUUUUGUGUUAAAGUUUGCAGAAAAGGGCUUAGUUUAUAAAUAGGUUAGAGUGAAAAUGUAAAGAAAAGUUUAUUAUUAAAGUAAUCCUUAAUUGAUAUUUUAAUUAUGCUGCAUACGUUUUAAUAUUUGACUUACUGGCUAAAAUAAUGUUAUGUAUUUAUUGAGUGUUCUGUGAACCUAACAAUAUUCAUUUAAUUUAAAAUUUUGGUUUCUGUAAAAAAAAGUACAAAUGUACAUAUUUCUACUUUUAUUCCUUUUAAAUAGGUACCAAAAAUUAUAAUUUUGAAAAUAAUGAAUUUUAAGUUUUAUUUUUUGUCAAAAAUGUAAAUAUAUUUUUUGCAGCAUAAUUAGCCUGUCAAUUGAUGACAAUUAUUUGUAAAAAAAAAAUGGCAUAACAUUAGGAGAAUGUUGCUUUUAAUUCAGAUAAUAAUGCGCUAAAAUAACUGUGAUAAAACUGAUCAAUAAGUUUAAAUUGCAAAUAAAAAACUUAAAUCAU